This is a messenger RNA of Salvelinus fontinalis (brook trout), 7445 nucleotides long. Its product is annotated as probable peptidyl-tRNA hydrolase. The transcript has 6 exons. Gene Ontology annotation, molecular function: peptidyl-tRNA hydrolase activity. The record is from RefSeq and is a predicted model, not a curated record. Bases 61 to 828 code for a protein of 255 amino acids. Lineage: Eukaryota; Metazoa; Chordata; Actinopteri; Salmoniformes; Salmonidae.
AUCACAAUGAACCCUCUCAGUUUUCUGUCCACCAGUCUCUUUGAUUAAUGUCAAAGUUGCAUGACUCUGCUGAACUUUGUCACAAUGAGACGACUUUUAUUAAAACUGAUAAAUCGAGCUUUGCUGAUUGGACCCGUUGGACCAAUGAUGGGCAGUGAAGCUGGAGUCCACACAAAUUCUCGCCGGAGACUGGUUGUGGGACUGGGAAACCCUGGAAUGAACAGUUCACGCCACAGCGUAGGCAUGGCAGUACUGGAAGCACUUGCUUCCCGGCUUGGGGUAGCUGAUAGCUGGCGUGGUGAUAGGCAUGUGUCCGGUGAGGUCAUCGUAUCUGACAUCCAGGACAUCCAAAUCGUGCUUCUCCGACCACGACUACUGAUGAACAUAAACGGUGUAUCCGUGGCCAAAGCAGCGAUUAAAUACAGCAUCAAGCCUGAGCACAUACUGCUGGUUCAUGAUGAGUUGGAUAAGCCUCUUGGAAAGCUUGCUAUGAAACAAGGAGGGAGCGCCAGGGGUCACAAUGGUGUGCGGUCCUGUGUUGAGUGUCUGCAGACUGAUGUGAUGCCCAGACUGCGUGUUGGGAUUGGCAGACCAUCAGGUAAAACAUCAGUGGACCGGCAUGUUCUGGGCCGCUUCUCUCAGGAGGAGCAGAAGGUUCUGAGUGGGGUUUUAGAAGAGAGUGUGGACAUUCUCCUCUCCCAGCUCACUGACAAGGAGGAUAUGCAGUCCCCACUGUUGCCACGUGGAGGCAGACCAGCAUCACAGACUGGGAAACAAAGGGAGCGUUUAAGCGCUCCACGAAAGGACACGGCCACUGGCCAGACCUGAGACUGACGAAAGACUUUGACAGAGCCAGUGAAACUGUGACUACUCUGGGAUAGUAGCUUUGCUCCUGCUGAAACAAAGCUGCCUCUUGCAGAAAUAUGAAAGUGUGUACAUGUUUUUAUUUAUUAUGACUUUGUUUACGCUCUGGUUUAGGAUGUAUGUGAAAUGAAUGCCAAGUAAGCACACUUCGUUUCAAGGACAAAGAAUUUACAUAUGUAUAAGAUAAUCAUCGCAUAGAUCUAGAUUGGUAUGAAUUUAUUUUUAAGUUUCCCAAACUACCAUGUGUAUGGCGUGAUCUAAUUAUGUGCAAGGUCUAAGGAGAGACCAAUACUUGAUAUUAAAAUUAUUAAACAACCGUCUUGCCAAUGGCAUUAAGAAAUGGAACUAAUGGAACUAAUAGUGAUAAAAGAACAUGGUUCAUUCAUGUUUCAGCCACCCAAAGUCUCACAUCAUCUAAACUCAUUGUCUUUGUUGUAUUUACUGAUACAACAUAUUGAUUCCAUCCUUUAAUUGUCAGCCUAUAACCACACUCUUAAUCAACGAGCAUUCUUAAUGAGUAGUAGCAAACAGUCAAUAAGUGUAGGAUUCUCACCAAAGUGAAUACCAGCCCACAGAAACUGAGAAAGGACCAUAUAAAAGUACAGAAAGAGGCAGAGUGAGAGAAUGGAAAACUGAUAGAAUGGGCCAAAUAGAUUGCGAUGCAGGGCGAAAGAAAGGGCAGGGGAGAAAACAAUGGGGGCCAAACAUUGUAGGAUAGGGCUGUUUGAAGCCUUCUGUUUGGCCGUAGCUCAGAGUCACAACAAAGCAUCAGGGCCACACUUGUGGAUGUGGGGAAUGGGACUCAAAGGGAAUCUCUCCACUCAUGACAGACCCCCACCUCUCUACCCCUUUCGCUUUCUCUCAUGUGACCCCCUUGAGCCAGCCAUCUCACCUACCAGGGCACUUUCCCAGCCCCUCUGAGUGGUCAGCCUGGGAGAGUGCAGUGGUGGCCUCUAACUUUUCUCUGAAAGGUCAGAGGUCACUAAUAAAGCUGGACACUGGGCUAAUUUAUUCAGGAAUGGCUUCCCCUCAGCAGUCAUAGGCUGAGCUGCACUAGCCCAAAGCCCAGUGGGGGGUCUUCCCCUAAGCUUACAGAUGUGCUAAGACCAGGGAUACACAAAAAGACAGGGAUGGGGAUGGAUACACACAAACUGCAUUAUUGUCACUCAAAUUGCAGACCCUCUGAGAUUUCUUGAGGUUGAGGCUUUUUAAGCUUUGAGUUUAAAGUGGAUUUGCUAUUCACCAUGAUCCCCAACAGAUGACCUGGGAACGAUAAUAUGGGCAUUAUCAGUACAGGAAUGUGGAUCGAUUUCACUGAUUGUAAAGGUGAACUUUCUCAAUGUAGUCCUUUGUAAUUAUCAAGCAGGAUACUGUCUUCCUUCUCUCUCUUUGGGAUAAGACUGUCUAACUAAUCCUAAUGAUUUAGUGCAGGAUCUUAUAUUGAGGCUCCGGUUUAGUGAUGCCAUAUGUCACAGCCAGCCACCUUCACCUAGCUUAUUGGGGCCCUUAUACUCUCCUUACCUAGGAACCGUGCAGUAUUGGCAUGCUGUUUUAAGUCAAGAGAAAGGUGAACAUGACGAGAUGUGAAAACAAGAGGAUUCCCCAGUUCUACUGACUCACAUUGAGGCUUGGAGACUGAAAUGUAUUUCCUCAUUCACUUAAAGACUGCAAAGGUUUUUUCCCUAUAUCCACAAAUGAACACAGUCGGUCUCAGAAAAUAUAUAUGAUAACUUGAUGCGCUACACUAAGAUUUACACAUGGGCUAUGAGCCUGGUUUGUAUUGUUGCAUCUGUUAUAAGUCUUCAAAACGGGAUGAACUUAUAUCAAAGUAAGGAAAACUAAAGAGAAUGUAUUUCCAAUAAAAGGGGCAACGCGUUGGGCCUAGAAUAUACCUCUCAGAUUUACAAAAAUUGUUACUAUAAAUUAUGUUAUUAUAUAUUCAGACCUUGAAAAAUUGGCUAGGCCUACUCAAAUCCGCACUGCACUGGGGAAAGAGUAGCCUUACAGACCUGCUAUCUUAAUUUGACCACAGCAGGAAAAUAAUCAUGCAGCAACAGGAAAUGUGAAUUACUUUGUGGAUUAAAAUUAAUGGAGAGUUUUUUAGGGUUGAUACAUUUUUCGUUAGGGCAAAUCAAGUCUGAUAUUUUAAAGUGGGAAUUACACACUUUAGAAGUCUUUUUAAACCUUGAAUAAAUUACAUUUAGCAUUUUCUGCUGUGCAGGAAAAUUCUCUGGGACAACAGUGAUCAAAUUAAGAGGCCUAUGUGUUUUUUCAUUUAGUGGUGACUGGUGGUGACGAACUAGGAAGCAUCAGCUAUCAUUGAAACUUUUGAAAUGUCGAAGUUGACUUCAUACAAUAACAAAACAUGUAUGAAAGGAGUAUCAAUCUGGAAAAAAAAGAUGAAAAAAACGAGUUAAACUCUCAAGCUAUUUCCAUGAUGUACUAAACUACAGAAGAAAAAAAUGUACAGGUCUAUCUGAGAAAUAAAAUAAUCUUUCUUCCCAAUACAGAUAUCUAUUCAAUGACUUUCCGAAAGUGGGUCCAUAAUGUAGGCCUAAUAUAGUUUUUUCUCUCCAAUGAACUGAAUGGGUUUAGUGAAUCAGUGAAGGCCCUGCCUGCAUUCCCGAUAAGUAAGCAUUAAUAACGCGUCUUUUCCCUCCCUUUAGCCAUAAUCUCCAGUGAUCUCGCGCCUCCCGCAAUAAAUUAUUCUGACAUGGCCGUGAAAAGGCAGCAGCGGGCAGGCCCUUUAAGAGGCAAAUGAGCAUCGACAGUGAGAAGAUGUUCCCAGCAAAGGAAAUGUUAACUCACUCCCCUGUAGGAGUGCGAUGCGAUGGAUGAAACCAACUGAGAUGUCUUUAAAGGAAAAGGGGAGAAGAGUCCAACCCCGAAGGCGAUCACUGUUUAAUAAUGUAUCAGUGAGAAGUAGGCUUUUAACCCGAGCUAUGAUGGGCCUAAAGCAUCUGGAGUGUGGGAAGCGCUAGUAGCAUGCCUUUUUGGGCAAGGUUUACCUUCCUCGACACCAUGCGAUGCAUAUUCGAUAAGGGAAGUGAUUCGAAAUAGCAAUUGAACGUAGCAAAUCAUUUGAUCCAGUCGAUCUAAUUGCCUUUUGAAAGAGAUGUUUGUGUCAAAAAAUGGGAAGAAUAGUAGGCUAGUCAGAAUAGUUGCAGGUCUUCUGAGGAUCUGGACAGUUACUGGUAAGUUUGUUUCAGAAUGAGGUCACAAUUUUAGACUCAUAAGCACAACAUCACCCUCGCGGGCUUUGUGGUUCACCUGUGUUAUACAGCUCUAAAGAAAUCUUUACUAUAUGUCUUGAAGAUUUACCUGAAAACGACUACAAUGUCCUUAUCAGAUAAAUGAGGCAUAGACCCAAACUACACGAGCAUUUAUUCAAUUUAUGGUAAUCAUAUUGACCUCAUGGUCUUAUAGGCUCUACUAAUUAAUAUGUAAUUAACAUGUUAUUAACAGCCAAAACAUCUGCCAAUAGGCCAUUCAUUAAUAUUUUUUAAUAAACUAAUGAAUUAACAAGUUGAUAUUUGUUAGUGCCUGGUUACUAGGCUACAUUGUACGAAUACCCCUGGUUUAUGCUUGUGAAACAAUAGAGAGGAAAGUUAAUUUCCUAUUGACAAUACGUUUACAAGGAUAACAGUGUUUUGAUUGUAAUUGCCCUGGAGAGUCAAAAUAGGUCUGUUGUUUCUUUAAAAUGUUACUGGUCCUUCAUUCGCAGCUGCUGGCUUGUGUGUGCUAUCAGAGCUAGUGCAGAUGCAUUACUUCUUCAGCACAAUGGACAUUUAUCACCCCGUGGUGUUAUUCAAAUUCAGUACCAAGCGAAGACCAUCCCCACUCCCUCUCGCCGUCCAUCUCGGUAACACCGUUAUUGUUAGUGAAGCUCAAGAAAAGCUUUUGGAUAACAGAAUAGCGAGCACGCAGUGACAUUCCCGUGCAGUCGUCAUAUUAAGUAAUAGCCAGUUAAAGGAGCGCCACGAGUUGACUCAUAUAACCCUUUUUUCGCGUCUUAUAAUUUUUCUACAAGCUGGAGUAUACAAGAAAUGCAGCUUGGGGACGGCGGAGGAGCAGGUGCAUUCGCGUUUUAACAAUUUUCACCUCGGCUUUCUCGAUUCAGCAAUGUUCAGCUUGGUCGCCUUAUAACGUUUUAACAUGAAUAUAUAACCAUCGAGCUUUUUUUUGUAUGAUUGGAAGAAUUUGAAGUCGAGUUAAAAUGCUUGUGUUCUGCUCUAUAAUGAUGUGGAAACUACUAUGUGCAAUGAGAUGCGUCUUACAGGUGCAGAUAUGUCGAAAUGCUGUCGUAAUGGAGUUUGAACGACUCGUUUCUUCUGAUUCCUAUGCUGAUGAUUAGAGCAAACCAUUUUCAUGUUGUCAUAUUAUGGUAUUGAAUGAAGAAGUUUUUACAGUGUUUUGAUGUUUUCGAAGGGGAAAUUGUAUAAUCGUUGAGGCCUUCGUCGACUUAAACAUCUUCUGGUAAAUCAUGCCAUUGGUAUAGGCUAUCAAAGAUCAGUGUCGAAAAUCGCAGAUAUUAGGAAUUUGAAAUAUACACGUUUGUUACUAGACCUGCUGACUUAUAAAAUGUUUAAAGGAGAAAACAAAAGUUUUGCUAUAUAAGAAAACAAUAGGCUACUGCUUUUUAAACUGUAUUAGUUUAAUUUGCACAUAUCCAAAUUACAUUAUGUUUCUGUAUCCUGCAAUUGAUGAUAUUUCAUUUUACCAAAUAAGAUGAGGAUCUUGGUCAGGUGCAUGAUUGGAAUGACAAUUAGUGAUAGUGCCUCCAUAUUUUCUAUAGGUCUAUAUAUUCUACAGAUUCAAAGAUCAUGUAUAUGAUGAAUUUAAAUGGAUUAAUUGAGAACUGUUUUGAAUGAUGAGAGCAAUUCGUUUUGAGACACACUUUGAGCCCUUGCAGUUGAUUGUCCAAACGCAAUUCUUGUGAAAUUUAAAACACAACCCGAGAAUUGUAUCUGGACAUCUGUUGCUGGGGGUUCCUUUCACAUCAGUGUCGUAAAUACAAGUUCUUAGUCUUGUCACCAUAGUCGUGAUAUUUCUUUUUGGAAAUCUGCCUUAAAGUGUUGAUUAUUCGAUCUAUUCAUAAUACCACCAAUUAUCCAAAACGAGUCACUAUUGGUCAAAAGCUUUAGACCAUUAUGUAAACCAAAAGUCAUUGCAUAGCCUGCAGUAUAGCCUACACGUGUACAUUCAUUGCAUUAUAACAUUAUAAAUCAACAAUGCUUUAUUUAGAACUAAGUAGGCCUAAGCCUACAUAACUCUUGGAGGAGCAAGCUGGUGAAUAUAUAUAGUAGCCUAAAAACGUUCGGGUUUUCUUUUGCAAGUUGUUCAAAUGAGACAACUAGGCCUACAGUUUAUUUUGAGAAGAGCUAGGUCCAAUCCCCCGAAGAGAAGCUUUCAAUGUUUUCCAUUUCCCUCUUCCUACUUUCGAUUGCCCCUAGGCAAGGAUGGGUUUAUUGCUGCUCUACUGGUGAGCUUUUGUUGUGGCUCCCAGUGCUGUUUUAGGAUUAUAAUUUGCAUAAUUCUUAAGGAAUGUAUCAUUUGAAUUUUGUUUAACAAACCGUGACCUUUGCAACCUCUUUAUCAUUUUAAAACACCAUUACAAGCCAAUUAAGAGGGAAUUCGUUUGUACUUUUAUUUCAAGGUAUAGAUAGUUUUAUAUAAUUAAUGAUACAAUUAUUAAUCUAGGUUUAUUCAUUUUUUAUUUGUGUUUGUGUUAAAUCUUUUUGGAAAUAUCAUUGUUUAUGUGUUGUUGAUUUCAUACUGCAUGUAUUUCAUACUGCAUGAGUUGCAAAUGUGUGAUAUUGAAAUAUGAUGCUUUAAAAAAAACGAAUUAAUUAAUUAAAACUUAAACAUAAUUUCACUAUUUCUUGCUUUGACCAGUCAUUGGUUUUGACCUAACUUAGCAUGCAAAUGUUUUUGUCACAUAAACCUUUCAAAUAAUUUCUUAAUUCAAUUAUUCCAAUAUGUUUUUAUGGAUAUGUGUAAACUCCUGUGUUUAUGCCAUUUCAACUCGUCAACUCAAAAAUGUAUCAGCCCAUCAUUGAUAUGUGUUGCUAAUGGGGCAGACUGGUCAAUGCUUUGUAAAACAUUCUUGGCUAUUCUUUGCCAUUCUUCUUUGGACAUUUCCCUUUCAACCGCUCAUCUCUAUACCAUCUCAUGAUAAGGUCAUAUAGGAAGUUAUGAAUAACUGCAUUAUUAGUAUGAACAGAAAUAAAGUACUAAAUAUUAACUAAAACCAUGCAAAUGUAAUAUUGUUGCUCUAAUCAGAGAUGUCAGUAUGGAAUUCGUCCCAAGUCUCCAGUGUGGGAUAAACAGACACGCUUUUGCCAUCCUAGCUUGGGGAUAUAUUUGUUUUUUACAUCACAAUAUCAACACAGUUUUGGUAAUUACUGCUCUCAGUAAUUCAUUCAUCAAACUCCUCUCUUGUUUCUCUUGUAAGCAUGGAACGCAAAUAUGAGGAUCUAUUGGAAAUGUGUCUCAGGUAAAUGGGUGUGAUUCAGCAAGGAUAUUUCUUUAUUCAGUUUACACAUGACAUAAUAAAAAAGUGGAUUAUUGCUUGAGACAGA